This is a messenger RNA of Botrytis cinerea B05.10, 1131 nucleotides long. RefSeq lists its product as hypothetical. The record is from RefSeq and is a predicted model, not a curated record. NCBI's taxonomy places the organism in Eukaryota, Fungi, Ascomycota, Leotiomycetes, Helotiales, Sclerotiniaceae. The coding region runs from base 505 to 1014 and encodes 169 amino acids. The transcript is spliced from 3 exons.
GCAAUUUUACCAUUCAACAUUCCACGUAAGAAGUCUUUAAUGCAAUUCUAUAUAGUAGUUCGUUAUGGGACGAAAAUAUACUAUUCAAACAAUAAACGAAACAUAUCAUGAGAGAGAUCGGAAAUUUUGUAUCUGACAGGUGCAUUUUAAUUCGUCUUUUAAAGCUUUGGCAUGAAUACAUGAGAUGCCAAACUGUUUGAAGAGGAGCUUGCCCCUCAGAAGUCAUCGAGCGGACCAUGCACCGGAAUGCACAGACUCCGUCCUAUCCGCUCUCUCAGCAAAUGGAAGGGGCCCAAAGAUCAAAACGACUGUGCACUAUCAUGCAAUAAGUAAUAAUACCAUGCUACUAUACUGUGUAGCUACAGACACGAUGAGUUUCGAAGCAUCCGUGUUUUGUAGGCGAGACCUAGGUGUGGUGAAAACUUUGUCAGGGUAGCUUUUCACCAUCCGCACAAGAAUAAUUGCUUAUCAAUCCUGGAACUUAUUUAGAUAACGACCCUCUCGAUGUCUCUUUGCGACAAUUUCAUGCCAAAAUUUGACAAUAAUCGAGAUAUGCCUAAUAGACCGUCCUUCCAAUUUCGUCCCGCGCGUUCAAAUCAGUCCAGUUGUUCAAAUCAAUGCAAUCGAUAUGAAUCAACUACCAACGACGGCGCGCGACACGACUUGAGCAUGAGAUCUACCGUAGAUACGAACCUCACGAGAGACUCUUCUGUUAGCAAUGAAAUAAUUAUGCAGAGAAAGAUAUCACAAAAGAACAAAUUUUUCAAGCAAUAUGGUAUUGUACCAUACUCUGCAAGCACUGAGAAGAACGAGGAAAACAGUAUGACAUGGCGAAGUCAGCCAAUAAAAAAAGGAACAGCGUGGUUCAAGGGAAUGAGGAAGAGCAGACCCGUUGAUAGCCUUGUUACUCUGAAAGACUCUUCCAUUGGAUUGCUCCGUUCUGGUCGUGAAUCUCCUCGCGGAUACGCAAAGAUGUUCAAUGGGGAUGUUUCGAAAUCAAGUAUAGAACAAUAAAGUGGCUAGCUGAGUCGAAAUCAAACCCGCCCGAGCAGUAAUGAGGAUGCCGCACAUCUGAUUCGUGAUAGUAUAUUCCGAAUCUCGAUAGAAUUGACACUUGCUUUUUUGAUUCCA